GUCCAGAUUCUCCUCGUACCUGAUAAACUCCUUCCCAUCAACCCAGAAAACAUUCGAAGAGCCUAGAGGAUGUCACCCACCACCCCCUUCGGCGCCCCGAUGCGCCAACACUUCCUCCUCGACACGAACUAUAGAAACCUGAAUCACGGCUCCUUCGGCACGCACCCCCGCCCCGUCCUCGCAACCCAGCAAACCUACCAGCGCCUCGCCGAGCUCUCCCCCGACCAAUUCCUGCGCUACACGCAGCCCACGGCCCUGCUCCCCGCGCGCCACGCGCUCGCCGCCCUCCUCAACUGCCCGGUCCGCGACCUCGUCCCCGUCAAAAACGCCACCACCGGCGUCGCGACCGUGCUGCACAACCUCGCCCCGCACUUCGUGGAAGGGGACACGCUCCUCUACUUCUCGACGGUCUACGGCGCCGUCGAGAACGGGCUGUUCUCGCUGCGCGACCAUCUCCCAGGUCCCACCCUGCGGCUGCGGAAGAUCGAGUACGCGUUCCCGAUCACCCCGGCCGAGCUGGUGCAGCGGUUCCGGGAGGCGGUGCGCCAGGUGCGGGCGGAGGGGUCGCGGCCCCGGAUCGCCGUGCUGGAGACGGUGGUCAGUCUGCCUGGGGUGCGGUUUCCGUUCGAGAUUUUGGUGAAAGUGUGUCGGGAGGAGGGCGUGUGGAGUCUGGUGGAUGCGGCGCAUGGUGUCGGCAUGAUUGAGUUGGAUUUGGGGACGGCGCUGUUGAUGCGCACUGCGCACAGGUGGCUCUACACCCCCCGCAGCGCGGCCCUGCUCUACGUCAACCCCGCCCUGCAGCACCUCAUCCGCACCACCCUCCCCACCUCCUGGGGGUAUAUCCCGCCUCCAUCCGAGACGCCGGCGAAGCCCUCGCUAAUGGCGAGUGCGGGACGGAAGACCGCGUUCGAGGCGCUGUUCGAGUUCGUGGCCACGGCUGACGAUACGCCGUAUCUGUGUGUGCCGGCCGCCCUGCAGUUUCGGGAGGAGGUGUGCGGCGGCGAGGCGGCGGUUUAUGCUUAUCUUGAGGAGCUGGUGAAUGAGGGGGCGGAUCUCGUGGCGGCCGGGUUGGGGACGGAGGUUCUUGGCGACGGCAAUGCAGCAGGUAAGAGGAGUGCGUGGAGGAGGUGUGCCAUGAAUAAUGUGCGGUUGCCGGUUAGGGUCGUGCAGACGGUAAGAGGCGAGGAGGAUACCGCCGGUCUAACAGCGGAGCUCGUCCCCGCGGUGGUGGAUUGGAUGCAGAGGAGGCUGGUCGAGGAUUACCGCACCUUCGUGCCCGUCUUUGCCCAUGCCGGUUGGCUGUGGGUGCGGCUGUCGGCCCAGGUCUAUCUCGACAGGAGCGAUUUCGAGUGGCUGGUCCCCGUGUUGAAGGAGUUGGUGGGUCGCGUCAAGGAGGAGUUUAAGCUGGGAAAGGUGUCGUCUCACCUGUAGCAGCAGAUGCAACAGAUACAACAGACUACAUAGACUAAGC
Aspergillus brunneoviolaceus CBS 621.78 is the source of this 1471-nucleotide messenger RNA. RefSeq names its product putative aminotransferase family protein (LolT). NCBI's taxonomy places the organism in Eukaryota, Fungi, Ascomycota, Eurotiomycetes, Eurotiales, Aspergillaceae. The record is from RefSeq and is a predicted model, not a curated record. Bases 70 to 1431 code for a protein of 453 amino acids. The transcript has 3 exons.